Molecule: messenger RNA, 1722 nt
Organism: Phasianus colchicus (ring-necked pheasant)
Lineage: Eukaryota; Metazoa; Chordata; Aves; Galliformes; Phasianidae
Source: RefSeq, a predicted model, not a curated record
AUGGCAGACUCCCUGAUUUCUGAUGAGCUGGACCUUAUUUUUAAGGAAGCACCUGAUAACUCAGAAGAGCUUCUCUUGGAGAUCCCGCCCCUUCCCAAACCUGGCAAAAUUGGCCAACGAGGUCAAAUACAUUUGGGAGUGAAGAUGCCAAAUGCAGUCAACUUUUCAUUUAAGAAGUCAGGCCACCAAGGGAAGGAACAGCCCCAACCCCCAGGGCAGCGAGGUGUGCAGCGCAGCGACGGAGGAGGAGCCACCCGGGCAGGUGUGCCUGCAGCCAGCACCGGGACACUGAGAGCCCCACGGAGGACUGAGGGGAUGAUAAUGGAGCCGCUGGAGACCAACGACAGCUGCAGCAAUGUACAUGUUCUCACAGGGUCUCUACUCUCCAUUUCAUGCCUUUCCCAUCGAGUUGUGUGCCAGGUGGUCAGAGGUGCUGAUCUGGCUGACCCUGGCCCUGACAAUGGGACUGGGGAUACCUCCUGGGUAACACGGCUGGAAAGUAACUAUGGAUUCUACAUUGGUCUGGGCUUGGCUGUCUUCUCCAGUUUCCUCAUCGGCAGCAGCAUCAUCCUCAAGAAGAAGGGGCUGCUCCGGCUGGUGGAGAAGGGAGGCACCAGAGCAGGAGAUGGAGGCCAUGGCUACCUGAAGGACUGGCUCUGGUGGGCUGGCUUGUUAACAAUGGGCGGAGGGGAAGCUGCCAACUUUGCGGCCUAUGCCUUUGCUCCUGCAACCAUUGUCACACCUCUGGGGGCCCUCAGCGUGCUCAUAAGUGCCAUCCUGUCUUCGUAUUUGCUGGGAGAGCGGCUCAACCUGCUGGGAAAGCUGGGCUGCAUGCUGAGCCUUGUGGGCAGCACCGUGAUGGUGAUACAUGCACCAGAGGAAGAGGAGGUCACCACUCUGGAUGAAAUGUUGUUUAAGCUGAAAGAGCCAGGUUUUCUUGCUUAUGCUGCAGUCCUUUUGGCUGUUUGCUUCCUCCUCAUCUUGUACCUCGCACCUCGCUACGGCCGGAGCAACAUCCUCAUCUACCUCACCAUCUGCUCUGUUAUCGGGGCCUUCUCCGUGUCCUCGGUCAAGGGCCUGGGUAUUGCCAUCAAGGGCUUCUUUGCUGGCCAGCCUGUGCUGCAGCAUCCACUGACGUGGAUCCUGGUCAUCACGCUGGUAGCAUCCAUCACUACACAAAUUAACUACCUCAAUAAGUCUCUAGACAUUUUUAACACCUCUUUGGUGUUUCCCAUCUACUACGUUCUGUUCACCACCAUCGUCAUCACAACUUCCAUCAUUCUCUUUAAAGAAUGGGUGGCCAUGACUGUAGUGGACAUCAUUGGGACAGUUUGCGGCUUCCUAACCAUCAUUUUGGGAGUGUUUUUACUCCACGCCUUCAAAGACAUGGAUGUCAAUUUAGGGAAUCUGCCACAGGUCCUCCAGAAUGAACAGGAGGCACCGGUCACCCGAGAUGACAAGAACAUCCUGAUAGAAGUGGACAACUCCAGCAUUGCUCCGGAGGAUAAACCCAAAGUAUUCAUGAUCUAUACUUAGCAUGUUACAUUUGAGGGUUUGGAGGUGGGGCAUAAAACUGAUCUGGGUAGGUUGUUGCCAGAAUUCCACAUGCUGUUGAGCAAUUUAAAGAAAGACAAAAAGUUAAAAUCAACAGUGUCUUAUCCAAAGUUUGGCAGAGUUAAGCCAAGUCUUUCACUGGGCUCACACUGGAUCUUUGGCAGCAAG